AUGUCUACUUUCUCGUACGCACAAGCUGCCAAGGGCAACUCCGGCACAACGGCCCCAGCCAAGACGCCAUCAGAGCCCGAGAAGACCGAAACCCCGGUGGUGGAGCAGACUAGCACUGAGACCACAACCGAGACCGCACCGGCUCCCGCCGAGUCCGAGGCCCCUCAAAAAUCCGAGAAGGCCGUCGUUGAGGAGAAGGAUGACGACUUCACUACCGUCACCAACAAGCACGCUGCCAAGUCCAAGGCACUGAACUCCCGAACAUCCAGCCCGAAUGUCCGCCCCGGCUCCAAGUCGCGCAAGACCAAGGAGGAGGACUCAUCAAAUACCGCGAAUGGCACCGCGGAUGCCACCGAGAAGCAGGCUUCCACCGAUGGACAGACUGAGAAGGCCGAGGGUGCCGCAGAGAAGUCGACUGAAAAGUCCGAAGAUGCCGAGAAGAACACACCCCCCAAGGAGCUGAAGGCUGCUCCUCUCCCCUCGGUCAACAUCUGGCAGCAGCGCAGGGAGGCGCAGGAUCUCAAGGUCAAGGUCGUGCCCAAGUCCGCUGCUACCGGCAAGGCGGCCUCCACCAAGGCGGCCUCGAAUGCGGAUGAAAGCCAACAGGACUCAUCCAAGGCUUCCAAGAAGAAGGGCACCGACGGUGCCUCCGAAAACAAGGACCGGAAGAAGGCCGAGGGUGGAAAAGCACGUGAUGCCGAGGACUCCACCGCGUGGCCUACCCCUCAGGUCGCGAUCGUCGAAGAAAAGAAGAAGACUCAGGAGAAGACCGAUAAGAGCCCUGUGAUCAGACCCCAUGGCAAGGAGAAGUGGACCCCUGUCCCAUACGUGCCUACCGCCGUCUUCAACACCCCUCUUCCCUCCGCCGGUGGUGGCGGUAACGGUGGUGGUGGCGGUCGUGGAGGUAGACGGGCCACUCGUGGUGGUCGUGACGGAGGCCGUGGAGCGCACGGAAACGGCGCGGCUGGUGUUGACAAGACUGCCUCUGGUCAGGCAGCUCAGGGCGCUAAGCAGGCAUCCGGAGAGCGAGGACGUCAAGAGUCUGGCACCGGACGUGCUGCCUCUCUCCCCGCCCAGUCUCGACGCUCCACCAGCACCGAUGCUGGCGCCGCUGCUGAUGCACGCAAGGCCACCCAAGCCACCGAGAGAGGCCGUGGACCCCGCAAUGGAGACGAGAACAUCAAUGGUAAGCAGGUGAACGGAGGAGAGAAUGUCCCCCGCGCCCAGCGCGAGGGCAAGGCCUUUGGCCGGAACCAGGACCCCCGCCAGAAAGGUGGAAACCUGGCUGUUGACCCCCAAGCCGCAGCCCGCUCCAACGACCGCCGUUUCGAGGCUGGCUCCAAGUCCGCCGACCCCGCUGGCUUCAGCGAUUUCAGCCGGGAACGCGGCGAGUUCCGCUCCGAGCGUGGAGGUCGUGCCAACCGCGGCCGUGGUGGCCCCUACUCUAGCUUCGGCGGCCAGAACGCCCAGUUCGGCAACCCUGCCAUGAACUCCUUUGCUGGCAACAAGCCCUUCGGCUUCAACGACCGUCAGCGCUCCCAGCAGCACGCUAUGCCCAAUGGCGCUCAACAACCUAACCGUAUGCCCCUCCGUUCGCCCUCUUUGCCAAAUUCUGGAAAUGUUUAUGGUGUUUAUCAAUACCCAGGUGACAUCAACACGAUGUAUGGCUACCAAGCUGUGAACCCCGCCCCGAUGAGCGCCAUCCCCUACCAGCAGUACAUGGAGCCUUAUGCGCUCCUUAACCUGCUCUCUAUGCAACUGGAGUACUACUUCUCGGUCGACAACAUGUGCAAGGACAUGUUCCUCCGCAAGCAGAUGGAUUCCCAGGGCUUCGUUCCUCUGCACGUGCUCGCCAGCUUCAAGCGUGUCAAGUCUCUCACUGAGGAUUUCGAACUUCUGCGUCACGUCGCUCGCCAGCUCCGCACCGUUGAGUACCACACCAGCGAGGAUGGCGUCGAUCACCUGCGCCCCCGCGAGAAGUGGCAGCAGUGGGUCCUCCCUGUGGACCAGCGUGAGCCCGCCGCUCAGCACGAAGGAGCCGCCCCGAUCCCCAAGUCCGACGAGAACGCCCCGAUUAACCCCCAACCCGAAAGCGCCAUCAACGGCUCCGCUCCCCAGUUUGUUCCCAACGGUACCGCCAAGACUUCCUUGUCGUCUACCGCCCCGGAGUUCAUGCCCUCCGUGCCACCCACGGCCGGUAGCGAGAUCACCAAUGUAGGAUACCCCAUGGAUUCCCCUCUGUCCCCCGAAGACCUCCCUGCGUCGUUCGUGCCUUUUCCCUGGGAUGACCCAAAUGUUGACAUCGAUCCAGCGCGCGGAUUAGACUCCCGGUCCGAACCCCCUCUCCCCUCUGAUCUGGUACCAGCUGCGGGUCCGAUGAGCUUUGACAAGAAACCCAACCCAUUUCAUGCCAGCGGUGCUGCACAUACAGUGGAAAGUUCCUUUGUUGAAUCACGUCACCCGGAACCCAACUCAUCGGGGGGGAGACGUCCAUUCACCGAUACGCUCAAUUAUGUUCCCAAUUCUUUCGAUUCGUCUUUCAACGGCCGAGGCCGAUCGGUGGCCAGGAGAUCUAGUAUCGAAAAUUCUGCGUCUUACGAAUCCUGGUCGUCGCUCUUGGCACAAAAUUUCGAUUUCAACCUGUACAAUGAUUUUAGGCGUUCAGCCCUUGAUGACCUUCUUACACGACAUGUUGACCACGGAUUCAAUGCGCUCGUGGAGUUUUAUCGGAAAUCCCUGCUUACCCAUCGCAACAUGCCUGAUAGGGUGAUGAUGGAUAUGGUCUCCCUUUCUCAGAGAGGGCCGGACUUUCACACUAUCAUAUUCAAUACGAUCAACGACGCCCUGGCCAGUGGAAACAUGAAGAUGAUAAAUCGGCGAAAAGUCAACAAAUAUUUCAAUACCCAGCACGGCAAGACGCCCGAAGAAAAGUUAUCAUGUUGA
This is a messenger RNA of Penicillium olsonii, 2943 nucleotides long. The record is from the annotation of a GenBank genome assembly. NCBI's taxonomy places the organism in Eukaryota, Fungi, Ascomycota, Eurotiomycetes, Eurotiales, Aspergillaceae.